Messenger RNA from Ipomoea triloba (trilobed morning glory), 1197 nucleotides. Its product is annotated as PRA1 family protein B4-like. Gene Ontology annotation, cellular component: Golgi apparatus; endoplasmic reticulum. NCBI's taxonomy places the organism in Eukaryota, Viridiplantae, Streptophyta, Magnoliopsida, Solanales, Convolvulaceae. The record is from RefSeq and is a predicted model, not a curated record. Gene Ontology annotation, biological process: vesicle-mediated transport. Bases 259 to 903 code for a protein of 214 amino acids. The transcript has a single exon.
UAAGAAACUCUUAAAUAAAUAAUUACUGAAAAGUAGACGCCGCGUAAAUUUCCCAUCUUCCUCGACCGGCGAAAGUUCAUUCUCUUUUCUCCAUCCCAGAAACGUAUCGAUUAAGAAAAAGCUCUCAUCUUUCCGUAUAAAAUUCCUAAUUCCUUCUCGUUUCUCGAUCUCUAUGUAUUCACGCAGUAUAUUUUGAUUUAUUUCUCUGGAAUUGGAACAGAUCAGAUCCCGUCGUUUUUUCUGAAUCAACCGGAAACAAUGGCCAAUUCGUCGCCGGCGAUUCUCCCGAUUUCUAGCUCGCAACCCGCCGUAGCUUCUGACAGCGCCGUGGGACCCACCCCUGCGUUUCGUUCUUUCAUCAAUAACAUAUCUGAUAUUGUCCGUCACGGCCUUUCCAACCGCCGUCCCUGGGCGGAGCUAACUGAUCGCUCCGCCAUGUCGAAGCCGGAGUCGUUCGCCGAUGCCACGCUCCGAAUCCGGAAGAAUUACGCGUAUUUCCGGAUCAAUUACCUCGCUCUGAUCGCCGUCGUGCUCGGCGUGUCCCUAAUCACAAACCCUUUCUCGCUAAUUUUCCUCGCCGGUCUCUUAGCGGCGUGGUUCUUCCUCUACCUCUUCCGCCCCUCCGAUCAGCCGCUCGUCCUCUGCGGCCGCCAAUUCUCCGACAAGGAAACCCUCGGCGGCCUAAUUGUCACCACAAUCAUCGUGAUUUUCCUCACCAACGUCGGCUCCGUCCUCGUCUCCGCUCUCCUGGUCGGCGUCGCCGCCGUCUGCGCCCACGCCGCUUUCCGGGACCCGGAAGAUCUCUUCCUCGACGAGCAAGAGCCUCCCACCGUCGGCUUCCUCUCUUUCUUGACCGGCGCCGCCACAACCGCCUCAGCUCCCGGCGUCGCCCCGAGGAUUUGAAAAUUGCAUCGCCGCCGCUCAUUCUCGCCGCCGUUUCAUAUAAAUUCAUUAAAUUUUUAGUUUUUAGUCGAUAAUCAGAACAUACAGAGAGAAUCAAUUGAAUUCAUUAGUCAUAUUAUUCAUGGCAUUCUUGUUUUUUGUUGAUAUCAAUUAAUGAGAAUCGUUAGUUUUUUUUAUUUGUUGAAUCAAGAAAUCAGAGAACAUAGUUUGUGAUGUAUUGGGAGACAAUGAAAUUCAACAAUUCGUUGGUUGCAUGUGUAGAUGAGCUUUUUUGUGUUUGUGAUUACAAGAAAA